Messenger RNA from Colletotrichum karsti, 3000 nucleotides. RefSeq names its product DDHD domain-containing protein. Bases 1 to 3000 code for a protein of 999 amino acids. Gene Ontology annotation, cellular component: cytoplasm. The transcript has 6 exons. Gene Ontology annotation, molecular function: glycerophospholipase activity; metal ion binding. NCBI's taxonomy places the organism in Eukaryota, Fungi, Ascomycota, Sordariomycetes, Glomerellales, Glomerellaceae. The record is from RefSeq and is a predicted model, not a curated record.
AUGGCUCCCGGCGGCGCUGACCGCAAAGCAGAAAAGUCCUACCUCUCCUCCGCGGUCGACUCCAUCAAUCCAUGGUCUGGCAGUCGAAGCUCGACACCCACCCCAAAGGAUCCUCCUCCGCAGCCUGUCCCUCCACCAACCGCUCGUCCAGGCGAUCACAGUAUCACCCACUUAUACGGCCAGAGCAUCAAGAGCUACCCCGCUGAUUGCCCUCCUCUCAACGUUCUGUGGUAUCAUGCUACUGAUGUGCCCAAGCGCAAGCCGCAUUUCCUCCGAGAUAAAGCGAAGCCGACGGACGAUGCCAAGCCCCCGCCUCAGCCGAAGAAGUUUCUCCCCUUCGAAAAGGGCGAUUCUAGGGCUAUAGAGGUGGCAUAUCAACGCUUGUUGGAGGAUUCCGAGAAGCGAAGAGUUGACCGAUCACUGCGCAAUGUUUCCGCGGGCUCUCGACGCGGUCGUAGGGACACCGACGACGAUGGUACGCAGAGCAGUCUGGAGACGAGCCCUGAGGGCGUCCAGACACCGAAGACGCACGUUCCGGUGAAUGAGGAUUACCUUUUUGACGUCGACAUUGAGAAACGAGAACUGGCGCCUGUUUACUGGCUUGGACCUGUCUACGAGGUCCGUCGUGGAACAUGGUUCUACGACGAAGGAUCCUCUUUAAGGCCAUGUGAGGAAAACCUAGCAUCUCAACUCGAGGAAGGGUAUCUGAAGGUCAAGCCCUGGCAAUAUCCGAAGCCCCGGAUCCGCAGCGACUCCAAGAACAAAGAUGUCACGCCCAAGGCAUCAGCUGAUAACCUGCGAGCUGCUGCAUCAAAUGCCGCCGCUGCAGAAAGCAACAACAAGCCUCAAACACCGCAGAACCAGCAUCAGCCAUCAUCUCACAGAUUAUUCGGCGCGUGGAUGAACAGUAUUGCGACGUAUCAAGAUUCUACUACAGCCUGGUUGACCUCUGACAGCAUGUUGUCUUGGGUGACUUCCACCAUGUACGAACGAUUCUCUGGGGGCGGUUAUAUGAGCGGAGUCAAGCUUGUGAGGGGCUACUCUGAUGUGGCCAAGAACAAGAAGGAGAAGCAGCCAGCGACACCGACAGAGGCAAGUUCCAGUGCGCAGCAAGACGAGAAAGAGCAAAGGAAGUUGAAAAGGAGAUCCGCGCCACCAACUUCACGACCCUCGCAAUCCAAUGAUGACAUUUCGCGAAUUGAAGAUGAAGAUGAGAGGGGAAACAGUUUACAAAGGCAGAUAUCCUCAUUGAUGGAGGGCGCUGAACACCGUAAUCAAGAAGAACAAGAAGAGGAAAUCAGGAAACGUGAGGAGAAAGAAAUCGAGAACGACUAUAAUGGCCAGUUUGGCGAAACCCAAGGACGAGACAUCGAACACUUGGUGCUCGUAACUCAUGGAAUCGGCCAGCUUCUCGGCAUCCGAAUGGAGAGUGUGAAUUUUGUUCAUGAUGUCAACAUCUUGCGCAAGAACAUCAAGACGGUAUAUUCCAGUUCGGCAGACCUCCGAGCUUUGAACUCUGAGCUGGAGGAUGGUCCGAGGAACUGCAGGGUACAAGUUUUGCCUGUUUGUUGGAGACACCUUCUGGACUUUCCCAGGAAGAGAGAAAAGAAGAACGAAAGAGACAUCGGAGACGGUGCUAUAGACGAAGACGAAUACCCAUCUCUCGAAGACAUCACCAUUGAAGGCGUGGCCUUUGCCAGAUCCUUGAUCUCCGACCUGGCGCUUGACGUCCUUCUCUACCAGAGCGCAUAUCGCGAACAGAUCGCCGAAAUUGUGUUGAAGGAGUCGAACCGGAUCUUCAAACUCUUCUUGGCAAGGAACCCCGAAUUUAAGGGAAAAGUCCAUGUUAUUGGGCACUCUCUCGGCUCUGCCAUCAUGUUCGAUAUCCUUUGCCGCCAGAAGGAGAAGGCGAAGGCUCCCGAGACCCCAAGAAACGCCCUUCGUUUCUGGCCCGCCCAGGAGAAGGCCGAGAGCGCAAAGGAUCGCGAAGCAAACGAGCUGAAGUUUGACUUUGACGUUGAGGACUUUUACUGUCUAGGAUCGCCAGUAGGGCUGUUCCAAAUGCUCAAGGGCCGUACCAUAUCAGCACGCCAUCUCCCUCAUGCGCUGCCGUCGGAGAGCCCUCUGAACCCUGACCUGAUGGACGAUCCGUUCAUCACUGCAGCUCCGACGUCCCCAACGCAGCGCGUGUCGGCCAUCACAGGCCUUCCAUAUUCCGUCUCUUCACCAAAAGUGUCCCAACUCUUCAACGUUUUCCAUCCUUCCGACCCUAUCAGUUACCGUCUCGAGCCUCUCAUAUCCCCAGCUAUGUCGACACUGAAGCCUCAGGUCCUGCCGUAUACCAAGAAGGGCAUUUUUGGCAACGUGGCGCAGCAAGGCCUCACCGGCAUUGGUAUGAAGGUAGGCCAAAGUGUCAGUGGUCUCUGGUCCAGCUUGAGCGCAGGAAUUGCGAGCAACAUCCUCAACAGGAGUCUUGGCCUGACCAAUGAGGAUGUGGCUAAGAUGAACUCGGCGUCCACGCAACCGCAAUCGCAAGUGUCAGGAGCCGGAACGAACAUUGCAGAUAGCGGUGUGAUAUCCGACGCAUCGAAACUUGGAGAGAAGACGAAUGAACGCAAGAAGCAGCUUGCAGAUUCCCAGUCUAUGCUGGGUCGUACCAGUAUCAGCGGCAACGAAAUGACGCUUAUCGACGAUGAGCUGGAGACGCUCUUUUCCAAGUUUCAGGAGAAACGCGUGGACUUGGCCAAGACUAACGACGACGGCGGUGCGGAUGAAUGGAUAGAGGCAGAGCGUAAGGCGCAGAAGCUGCGACGGGAGGAGAUGAAGGUGCGGGCUCUCAACCGUAACGGACGGGUCGACUACAGCAUUCAAGAGAGCGUGCUCGACUUCAACCCCAUGAACACAAUCGCGUCGCACAUGAGUUACUGGUCGGACGAGGACGUCAGUCACUUCAUCUUAUCGCAACUCCUCUCCAACCGAUCGCGGGCAGACCGCAAAUAG